Durio zibethinus is the source of this 2063-nucleotide messenger RNA. Its product is annotated as DNAJ heat shock N-terminal domain-containing protein. The record is from RefSeq and is a predicted model, not a curated record. NCBI's taxonomy places the organism in Eukaryota, Viridiplantae, Streptophyta, Magnoliopsida, Malvales, Malvaceae.
AUUUGAAGGUAAAAAAAAUGUGUUUAAACCACUCCUAGAUGUUUCAACAAUUUAACAAGUUGGUUUUUGUACACAAAUCCUGGGAUUGGGGUUUUUCUGCUGCUCGAGAGGUCCCAAAAUAUGGGGAGUAAAACCAGGAAGAAACAUAUAUACGACACACCCACUUCAUCUCCGUCAACCUCAGACGAUUCCGAAUCAUCAACGGAGAGGCGUCACCGGAACCGGAAAGACCGGCGUAGGAAGGACGGAAGUUCAAGGAGAGAGAAAGAGAGAAAAAGAGAGAAAAGAAAGAGGAAGGAGAAAGAAAGGGAGAGAAAAAGAAGGAAACUGCGCAGAGAGGAUACAAGGAAAAAGAAAAGGGAUUAUGGGGCUGAGUCUGAAUCCGGGUCGGGUUCCGAUUUUGGGUCUGAGUCUGAUUCUGAGGGCGAUAAAGGGCGGGUUGAGCCAGAAGUAGUUGUCCGAGAUAUGCUGAAGGAGUUUCCUAAUGUUGACAAAGAUUUGAAACAGCUUCUUCAAAUGAUUGAUGAUGGGCAAGCUGUUGACAUAAAUGGCAUAUCUGAAAGGUCUUUGAAAAAACAUUUGAAGAAGCUAUUUCUUUCUUUAAAUCUAAAGGAGAAUGGUGAUAGAGUGUUUUUGCUCUCUUCAAAUUCUCGUCCGACCUUGGAUGUAGUCGGCCACUUGAUUCAGGCUCAUACAGAACCUAAAGAGCAACAGCCCACAAAUUCUGGUUCAGUGAAGGAUCCACCCUCAAUCCUGGAGAAUGCCAAAUGUAGCCAAAUGAUGGAUGAAAAUAAUACAGACAGAGAUGAUUCUGCUACUCCUAAAAGGGUGAUUGGCCCUGCAAUGCCAUCAACCGAGUUGCUUGCUGCAGCAGCCAAAUUAACAGAAGCCCAAGCUGAGCUCAGAGAAGCUGAGUUUGAGGAAGAUAAUGAACAAUUUAUUGGACCUCCGCCUCCUGCUUUGGUUGCUGAGGCUGAAUCAGCAAAUGAAGCAGAACGUUUUGAAGAGGUCACUAGAAUUAUGGGAGUUGAACCUGAUUGUCCAUAUGAUGUUAUAGGAGCAAACCGAAAUAUGUCUGCUGAUAAUAUAAAGAAAAAGUACUGGAAACUGUCUCUUUUGGUGCAUCCAGACAAGUGUCCUCAUCCCCAGGCGCACCAAGCAUUUAUUAUACUCAAUAAAGCUUUUAAGGAGUUGCAAGAUCCGGAUAAGCGAAAAGCAUUGGAUGAAAAAAUAAAACUGAAGGAGGAGCAGGAGGAAUUCAAGGCUGAGUUGCGUGCAAUGCGUGAAGCUGCACAAUGGAGAAGAUUGCAAGGUAUAUCAAUGGAAGGUGAUGAUGAGCUCCUGGCUGAAGUGGAAGUUAAAGCUCCACCAAAAAGGGAUGACUGGAUGACAACACUACCUCCCGAGAGGAAACCUGGUGUGACAAUGCAAUCAACGAGAUUUAGCAAGAGCUCUAAAGAAGGGCGUGGUGAUACUAGCAUAUGGACGGACACUCCUUCAGAGAGAGCCCAAAAAGCAAAGAUGCAUUAUUUGGAAGCCUACAACGAGGCUGCUGCUCUUGCUUCUAAUGAAGAGGAAAAGAAGAGCAGUACUUCAGAUGCAGAUUUAGUGGAUAAAUAUAAUAAAGAAAAACGAUCCAAAUCAUUGGUACAAAAGCAUCAAGAAGAGGCAGCAAUGCGUCCAAAGAAGAAAGCCAAGCAACAGGCAGAGAAAAAAGAAUGGGAGGGGAAACAUCCAUGGAAGCCAUGGGAUCGGGAGAAGGACCUGGUCGCUGGAAGGCAGAGUGUAAAGCUUGAUACAGAUAACAUGGCUCAGGGUUUGACUUCCAGGUUUUCAUCCGGAACCUUUCAGAGGAACUUCCUUUAGGCCAUGAAUCCCCCCCCCCCCCCCUACUCCACCCUUGUUGAAAGACAAAAAUGUGUGAUUCAGUGUUCUAGCAUCUUAACAUGGAAUAUUGAAACUUGGUGUUUAAAAGUUGUCAAGACAAUAACUUGUAAUAUUGAAAUUUAUUGGUAGGUAAAAUAAUAUUUUACCACUCACAUCUAAUUGUGCUUGAAUAUUUA